This is a messenger RNA of Drosophila grimshawi, 1768 nucleotides long. RefSeq names its product saccharopine dehydrogenase-like oxidoreductase. Bases 337 to 1632 code for a protein of 431 amino acids. Lineage: Eukaryota; Metazoa; Arthropoda; Insecta; Diptera; Drosophilidae. Gene Ontology annotation, biological process: glycolipid biosynthetic process. Gene Ontology annotation, cellular component: lipid droplet; mitochondrion; plasma membrane. The transcript is spliced from 2 exons. The record is from RefSeq and is a predicted model, not a curated record.
CAAUUAUAAAUGAUUAAAGAAACGACGCCAUCAAGUAAUUCUCUUAACAAAUACGGAUAAUUUUUUAUGAAUUCAACUUCUAUCGAACCUUUUCGAUAACUAUUCGGCAAAUGCAGGCAGUGAGAAUUGAUUAAUUUAAAUUACUCGACCACUUCACCGGCGUUAAAAUUAACUGACCCGUGCCAACUCUUAUAAUUGUCAGACACCUGCGCUCAAAGUUCAUCAUAAAACGAGGAAACAGUUCAAAGUUCUUACAGAUAAGGAAACAUUUUGUUAUUAGCUAAUUUGUUCGUCGUUUAAAAUUGGUGACGCACCCAGUGACCUUGAUCAAAGACCAUGGCAACUGAACGGCAGCUGGACGUGAUCAUAUUCGGAGCCAGUGGGUUCACCGGCAAAUACACCGUCUACGAGGCGGUGUCCGUCCUCAAGGAUCUCCGCUGGGGAAUUGCUGGACGCAAUCGUGAGAAAUUGCAAAAGGUGCUCACGGAAAUGGGCGGUAAGGCCAAGAAGGAUCUGUCCCAAACGCCCAUCAUUAUUGCCGAUGUGAACGACGAGGCCUCGCUGCUGGAUAUGGCCAAAUCCUGUCGCAUUGUGGUCAACACCGCUGGCCCAUAUCGUUUCUAUGGCGAGAAAGUGGUACGUGCCUGCAUAGAGGCGGGCACCCAUCACGUAGACGUUAGCGGUGAGCCGCAGUUCAUGGAAUCGAUGCAGUUGAAGUACAAUGAGCGGGCCAAGGAGCGCGGUGUCUAUGUGGUCAGCGCAUGUGGCUUCGAUUCCAUACCAACCGAAAUGGGCAUCGUUUUUGUGGAGAAGAAUUUCGAUGGUGUUGUCAAUUCGGUGGAGACAUUCCUUGUGAAUGGCGCCAAGGAUGUGGAUGCGUCCAGUGGCAGUGCUGGCCUCAAUACGGGCACCUGGGAGAGCGCUGUCCACAGCCUGGCGCAUUCCGGCGAGCUGAGUGCCCUGCGCCGGCAGCUAUAUCCGGAUCGAAUGCCCAAAUUCUAUCCCAUACUGAAGCAGCGACCGUUGAUCUUCCGCUCCACGGAGGUGGACAAGGUGUGUCUGCCCUUUCCGGGUUCGGACCGUUCGGUGGCGAUGCGUUCGCAGCGCUUUCUCUAUGAGAACGACAAGAAGCGACCCAUCCAGAUGCACGCCUACAUUGGAUUCCCCUCAUACAUUAUGGCCAUUGUUGUUGCCCUGUUGGCGACCAUCUUUGGUGUGAUGACAAAGUUCGAGUUUACUCGCAAUCUGCUGCUCAAGUAUCCCAGUUUCUUUUCGGCUGGCUUUGUCUCGCGCAGCGGUCCCAGUGAGGCUCGCAUGGAACGCACCUUUUUUAAGAUGACCAUGAAGGCGACCGGAUGGCCCAACUCACAGCGUCUGGCCGAAUGCACGGAUCAGUACAAGGAACCACCAACAAAGACUCUAAUGGUUAAGGUAUCGGGUCCGAAUCCCGGCUACGGUUCCACCUGUGUCGCCCUACUCUCCACGGCGGUGACCAUUCUGCGCGAGAGCAGCAAAAUGCCAAGCACUGGCGGUGUCUUGCCACCGGGCGCUGCCUUCUCCAAGACCAGCCUUAUUAGCGAGCUGGAAAAGCAUGAGCAUGGCAUGAAAUUUGAAAUAUUGGCCAAUAAGUGAUUGUCUCCCAAUUUUAUUUUUUAUUGCAAUCUUUAAAGUGCAUUAUUUUAUCGUCGCUUAGUCAGUAAAAAGCUUAAUAUCAUUGUUACUAAUAAUUGUGGGAAUUAAAAAUAAAGGAACUAAUGUACAUGACAAA